Messenger RNA from Solanum tuberosum (potato), 1591 nucleotides. RefSeq lists its product as uncharacterized. The record is from RefSeq and is a predicted model, not a curated record. NCBI's taxonomy places the organism in Eukaryota, Viridiplantae, Streptophyta, Magnoliopsida, Solanales, Solanaceae. The transcript is spliced from 7 exons. The coding region runs from base 172 to 1236 and encodes 354 amino acids.
UUUGCGCAUGAGGCGGGUUGUAAUCACUAUAAUAUCAAAACUGAAAAGUGAAAACCAGUUGUAAUCGGCAAAGAUUGUGAUCCGGUGCGCCGUUUACGCACGCACUAAAAACAGGCCAAAAAGAAUUGUCCCGUUCAAGCCAUUAGCAUUUAGCACCCAUUUUUGUUGGAAAUGGAGCUUCCUGUAAUUGAUCUGGCACCCUAUCUGGAAAUCUGUAGCGAUGAGUUGGAUUCCCAUAUUAAGAGUAUGUGCUUGGAGGUGAGUCGAACCCUAAGAGAAACUGGAGCUUUAUUGGUGAAGGAUCCGAGGUGUACCGCUGAAGAUAAUGAUAAAUUCAUUGAUAUGAUGGAAAAGUACUUCCAACAGCCUGAAGAAUUUAAGCGCCUUCAGGAGCGCCCUCAUCUACAUUAUCAGGUCGGGGUGACACCUGAAGGAGUUGAAGUCCCACGUAGCCUGGUUGAUGAGGAAAUGAAAGAGAAGCUUAAAGCAAUGCCUAAAGAAUAUCAACCAUCUAGUCCAUCUGGACCAGAUCCUAAAUGGAGAUACAUGUGGAGAGUUGGUCCCCGUCCAAAGAUUACCUGUUUUAAGGAACUGAAUUCAGAGCCAGUAAUACCUGAGGGUUUUCCUGAAUGGAAAUGUACUAUGGACUCAUGGGGAUAUAAGAUGAUAUCUGCUGUAGAGUCUGUUGCAGAAAUGGCUGCGAUUGGUUUUGGUCUCUCAAAGGAUGCAUUUACUUCCCUAAUGCAGCAGGGACCACAUCUGCUUGCUCCAACAGGAAGUGACCUGAGGCGUUAUGGAAAAGAGGGAACAGUAUUUGCAGGAUACCACUAUGACCUGAACUUCCUUACUAUUCAUGGGAGAAGUCGAUUUCCUGGACUAAGUAUUUGGCUUAGAAAUGGGCUAAAAAUGGAAGUGAAGGUUCCUGUAGGAUGCCUCCUUAUUCAGGCAGGAAAGCAGAUAGAAUGGUUGACCGCUGGAGAAUGCAUGGCUGGCAUGCAUGAAGUUGUUGUAACUAAUAGGACCACUGAUGCGAUUAAACAAGCUCUGGAGCAAAACUGCAGUCUGUGGAGAGUAUCCUCAACGCUAUUUGCACACAUAGCAUCAGAUGCAGUGCUAAAACCUUUAGGGCAUUUUUCAGACAGUUCUCUUGCAAGCAAGUAUCCUCCCAUUUGUGCCGGUGAAUAUGUUGAACAAGAGCUUGCUGUCAUAAAUCUUAAAGGUAAUAAAGGAGCUUGAUAAUCCCCCUAUUUAAGAUAUUAAGUGGAUACCUACAGCAUUCACGGUGUUGCUAUAAAUGAUGAAGCAAAUUGAAAGUGUAUUCUUUUGUCAAUUCCUGGCCAGUAAACAGUCACAAGAGCCUUUGUAAAGGAGCAAAGUAUAACUAUAUCAUCAAUUCCCUAUUUCUAACUUGUUCAACACUAAGGUGAUUGGAUAUAUUUCCCAAAUGACUGCAAGAUAGACUUGAUUUCUUCUAUCAUUUGAUUGGCUAAAAGAUGAACUGUCAAUCCAUUCAAGUUUAGUAGUAUUGGCUUUGCUUGAUGUAUUGACGGUUUGCGUUUAUUCAAUUGAGUAAUGUCAGUUUCGUAGUGUC